Messenger RNA from Fusarium poae, 1761 nucleotides. RefSeq lists its product as uncharacterized. Gene Ontology annotation, molecular function: D-xylulokinase activity. The transcript has 4 exons. Gene Ontology annotation, biological process: xylulose metabolic process. The coding region runs from base 1 to 1761 and encodes 586 amino acids. Gene Ontology annotation, cellular component: cytosol. NCBI's taxonomy places the organism in Eukaryota, Fungi, Ascomycota, Sordariomycetes, Hypocreales, Nectriaceae. The record is from RefSeq and is a predicted model, not a curated record.
AUGGUUCUUGAAAAGUUUAGGCUAAAUGCGAACAGAACGCUGGGACUGAUGAAGAGACAGACUGCUCUCGUCGUCGACUCAGACUUAAAAGUCAUUGGUGAAGCCAAGGUCGAUUUUGACAAGGACUUUGGCCACAAAUAUGGCAUCAAGAAAGGUGUACAUGUCUACGAGAAGACAGGCGAGGUCUAUGCACCCGUCGCCAUGUGGAUGGAGUCGGUAGACCUCGUUCUUGACCGAUUGGCUGAAGCUAUGUCUGUCCCCCUUUCUCACAUUCGUGGUAUCAGUGGCUCUUGUCAGCAACAUGGCAGUGUCUUUUGGAAUGGCAACGCCUACGAGGUCCUUCACCACCUUGACCCUCGUCUUCCCUUGGUGGUCCAGCUGCCGCAGGCACUCUCGCACCAGUGGUCGCCCAACUGGCAGGAUCAGAGCACCCAGGCUGAAUGUGAUGCAUUUGAUGCUGCGCUUGGCGGCCGCCAGAAGCUUGCAGAGGUUACCGGAAGCGGUGCCCACCACCGUUUUACCGGAACCCAAAUCAUGCGUCUUAAGAAGGAUCUCCCAGAUAUGUACGCAAAGACUGCUCACAUUUCUCUCGUCUCUUCGUGGCUCGCAUCCGUCUUCCUCGGUGCCAUUGCUCCCAUGGAUGUCAGCGAUGUCUGCGGCAUGAACUUGUGGGACAUGUCUCGCCAGACAUUCAGUGAGCCUCUUCUCGAGCUUGCUGCUGGCAGUAAGCGUGAUGCCCUGAAUCUGAAGAAGAAGCUCGGCGAGCCUUGUCUGGAUGGCGCUGCUGUUCUGGGUUCUAUCUCACCCUAUUUCGUGGACCGCCAUGGCUUCCAUCCCGAUUGCCAGAUCACACCCUUCACCGGCGACAACCCUGGAACUAUUCUAGCUCUCCCCCUCCGACCCUUGGACGCUAUUGUUUCGCUGGGUACCUCCACAACCUUCCUCAUGAACACACCCAAGUAUAAGCCUGAUGGUGCUUACCACUUCUUCAACCACCCUACAACCGAUGGUCACUACAUGUUUAUGCUUUGCUACAAGAACGGAGGUCUGGCGCGUGAGCGAGUUCGAGACCAACUCCCUAAGCCUGAGAAUGGCCCCACUGGAUGGGAGAACUUCAACAAGGCUAUUGAGAGUACUCCCGCCCUCGGUGCUGCGAAAGAUGACGACAGGCGCAAGCUGGGCCUGUACUUCUACCUCACUGAGGUGGUGCCAAAUAUCCGUGCUGGCACUUGGCGAUACUCAUGUGAGCCCGAUGGCUCCGACCUUCAAGAGGUAAAGGACGGCUGGGAUAAGGAGACUGAUGCUCGAGUCAUUGUCGAGUCUCAGGCUCUCUCCAUGCGUCUGCGCUCUCAGAACCUUGUCGAAAGCACUCGACCUGGCCUACCUGCCCAGCCCCGUCGUAUUUACCUUGUUGGAGGUGGUUCUCUAAACCCAGCCAUUGCUCGGGUUAUUGGAGAAUCCCUUGGUGGCAGCGACGGCGUUUACAAACUCGACGUUGGCGGCAACGCUUGCGCCCUGGGCGGAGCCUACAAAGCUCUGUGGGCUCUUGAGUGUCAGCCAAACGAGACCUUUGACGAACUCAUCGGCAAGCGAUGGACCGAAGAGGGUAACAUCCAACGAAUUGAUGAGGGUUAUCGCGAGGGAGUGUACCAAAAGUACGGCAACGUACUCGGAGCCUUUGAGGGCCUGGAGAAAAAGAUUCUCGCCGAGCAAGCUGCAGGUUCAGAUAACGGACAAAAGGAUGUGCAGGCAAGCGGUUGA